AUGCCUUCUCAAGUGGCAACAUGUUUGCGCAUCGCGCGGCAGUUCUCUGCUGAUCCGGCCAAGCACCAGCGCUUUCUGGCGCGCAAUUUCUCAAGCUCCGUGCGACGCGCCGCGAUCAACAAGGUCUUUGCGUCGGCCGAGGAGGCCAUCAAGGACAUGAAGUCGAACUCGACUCUGCUUGCUGGUGGAUUCGGACUCUCUGGCGUGCCAGAUACUCUGAUCAAUGCCGUGCGAGCUAACUCAUCCAUCCAAGGAUUGACAGUGGUCAGCAACAAUGCCGGCGUGGACGGCUCCGGUCUCGGUUUGCUCCUGCAGUCCAAGCAGAUCACAAAGAUGAUCGCUAGUUACGUGGGCGAGAACAAGACUUUCGAGCGCAUGUACCUUACUGGCGAGAUUGAGCUUGAGCUGACUCCCCAAGGAACACUCGCUGAGCGUUGCCGCUCUGGUGGUGCCGGUGUCCCCGCAUUCUACACCCCUGCGGCCUUUGGUACCGUUGUACAGACUGGCGACCUCCCUCUGCGUCACAACAGCGACGGUACUGUCGCGCUUUACAGCCAACCUCGCGACACCAAGGUCUUCGAUGGCAAGAGCUAUGUCAUGGAGGAGGCUAUCAAGGGUGACUAUGCCUUUGUCAAGGCCUGGAAGGCUGAUAAGCUGGGUAACUGCCAGUUCCGCUAUGCUGCGGCUAACUUCAACGGCGCCAUGGGCCGCAAUGCCAAGAUGACCAUUGUCGAGGCUGAACACAUCGUUGAGCCCGGGGAGAUCGAACCGGCUGCUAUCCACCUACCCGGUAUCUACGUCAAGCGCGUGAUUCAGAGCACCACCGAGAAGAAAAUUGAGAAGUAUACCUUCGCCAAGGAGGAAGGUGCCGACACCUCUGCUUUGGGUCAGGGCGAGACUGCCAACAAGCGUGAGCGUAUUGUCCGCCGUGCUGCUAAGGAGUUCAAGAACGGCAUGUACGCCAACUUGGGCAUUGGUAUGCCCAUGCUGGCUCCUAACUUCGUUGACCCUUCUGUCGAGGUUACUCUUCAGUCUGAGAACGGAAUUCUUGGUCUUGGUCCCUAUCCCAAGAAGGGCGAGGAGGAUCCCGAUCUGAUCAACGCGGGCAAGGAGACUGUCACUCUCAACCCCGGUGCUUCAUGCUUCGGUAGCGACGAGUCUUUCGGCAUGAUCCGUUCUGGACGUAUCGACCUGACUAUCCUGGGUGCCAUGCAGGUCAGCGCCAAGGGUGACCUGGCCAACUGGAUGCUCCCCGGUAAAAUCAAGGGCUUCGGCGGUGCCAUGGAUCUGGUUUCAAACCCGUCGGCCACGAAGGUCGUCGUGACCAUGGAGCACACUGAUAAGAAGGGCAAUCCGAAAAUUGUCAAGCAGUGCGAGUUCCCGCUGACCGGCCCGGCCUGCGUCAGCCGCAUUAUUACUGACCUCUGCGUCUUCGACGUGGACUUCACCGACGGUCUCACCCUGGUUGAGAUCGCCGACGGUGUCACCGUCGAGGAAGUCAAGGCCAAGACCGAGGCACCGUUCAAGGUCGCCGACGAUCUGAAGCCCAUGCUGUAA
Molecule: messenger RNA, 1557 nt
Organism: Penicillium maclennaniae
Lineage: Eukaryota; Fungi; Ascomycota; Eurotiomycetes; Eurotiales; Aspergillaceae
Product: 3-oxoacid CoA-transferase
Exons: 3
Coding region: 1-1557 (518 amino acids)
Biological process (GO): ketone body catabolic process
Molecular function (GO): succinyl-CoA:3-oxo-acid CoA-transferase activity
Source: RefSeq, a predicted model, not a curated record